GCCACUGACUCUGUUUGUGAAUGACGUAAGGGAGCGUGAAACAAGAUGGAGUCGCGUUAAGCAGAAACCUAUUUCUGAUGAGUUCAUCGACGCUGAGUUCGCCUCCUCCGAGGCUGCGCUGCCGUUUUAUAAUCAUCCAGUAACAGGAUAAUCUUUACGAGGAGAUAAGGCUGUCCUAGGCGUCGCUUCGCCGGGGUUUUGUUGCCUUUUCCCCCUCCCUCCUCCUCCUCCUUCUUCCUGCGACCCCUCCGGUGACAGCCGGGGAGGCGAGGCGGCUAACGGGCAGGAUGGACGGCGGAGAGUACAUCUCCACCAUGGAGAGCAUGGACACGACGUUAGCGGAGCUGGGAGACGAGUUCACCCUGGGGGACAUCGACGAGAUGCUGCAGUUUGUCAGCAACCAGGUCGGAGACUUCCCAGACUUGUUCGAGGACCAGAUGACCUCGGCAGGAUCUAUACAGAACGGCGGUGCCGGCGCCACCCCGCGACCCGCCAUCCAAACCCCACAAACUCCCCAGACGCCGACCCCCGCCGUCUACCAGAGCUCCGCCGUCGGCCUGGCCAGCUCUCAAACACUGUCCCCUCAGUCUCUACCCCUCACCCCUCCCCUUACUCCCGCUCAGACACCCUCCCCCACGACCGCAACCUCAGGGCAGCAGCAGCAGCAGCAGCAGCAGCAGGUGACCCGCAGCCCUCCACUCCUACAGCCGCGGCCUCAGUUGGUCCAGCCCAUCCAGCCUCAGCCCCAACAGACUCAGUCCACCAUCCAGAUGCACACCCAGGGCAUCCCCAUGCAGACCCAGAGUUUCCCAGUCCACACCCUGGUUCAGACCCACAGCCAGACGCCCCUGCCCAUCCAGACCCAGGCGGCUCAGACUGUGAUGAUCACCUCCAACGGUGGACGUUUCAUCCAGAACCCCGUCAUCUGCCACCAGAGCCCCGCCCCGAGUUUCCAAGUCCUCCAGCCACAGAUGCAGAGCAUUAUGACGUCGCAACAGCUCCAACCGGUGACCAUUCAGCACCAGCGUGUUCUGACCCCGACCGGACAGACCAUCCAGACUCUCUCCACAGCGCCCACCACAGUCCACACUAUGCAACAGCAGGUGCAGCAAGUACCUGUUCUGGUCCAGCAGCCUCAGAUUCUGAAGACAGACUCACUGGUUCUGACCACACUCAAACCCGACGGCACACAGGUGCUGUCUACCAUGCAGAGCCCUACAGGGAUCACCGCCUUGACCACACCCAUCCAGAACACGGCUCUGCAAGUCCCGACUCUGAUGAGCAGCAACAUCCUCACCACCGUCCCCGUCAUGAUGCAAGGAGGAGACAAGCUGCCAAUCAAGCAGCUACAGCCCGGCUCCACCCACUGCACGAACGGAGUCAGAUCCAACAUGGAGCAAGGGCAAAUGAUGGGAGGAGUAGUGGGGCCGGGAGGAGUGGUGAAGGAGGGCGAGAGGAGGACGACCCACAACAUCAUUGAGAAGAGGUACCGGUCCUCCAUCAACGACAAGAUCACAGAGCUCAGAGACCUGGUCAUGGGGAACGACGCCAAGAUGCACAAGUCAGCUGUGCUGAGGAAGGCCAUCGACUACAUCAAAUACCUGCAGCAGGUCAACCACAAACUACGACAGGAGAACCUGGCACUGAAGAUGGCCAACCCGAAGAACAAGCCUGUGAUGCUGCCCGAAGACGUGGAGCUCAAACAAGAAAUAGUGAUGAUGUCACCUCCGGCCUCGGACUCUGGUUCUGGUUCCCCUGCCCAGUUCUCUCCUUACUGCGUGGACUCAGAGCCAGGCAGCCCCUUACUGGAUCACGAGCAGUUGAAGAGUGAGCCGGACUCUCCCUCCUCGGUCGGAGUGAUGGAUCGCUCCCGACUGCUCCUCUGCGCCCUGACCUUCUUCUGCCUGUCCUUAAACCCGCUGCCAUCUUUGCUGGGCUCUGAGGACCCGGGCAGCGCCGCUUUUUCUGCAGGAUACAGGCCGCCCAGAACGCUGUCCUGGUUCCCAAGUCCCACACAGGACUUUGCUUCUUGGCUGCGGUGCCUGUUGCCGUGGGUGAUGGUGUGGGUGCUGAGCGGGGUGGGAGCGGUGUGGGGCUGCGUCAGGGUGCUCUACCUGUGGGAGCCCGUCACGCCGCUUCACUCGCCAAAAUCCGUGUCGUUCUGGAGGCACCGCAAACAGGCUGACCUGCAUCUCAACAGGGGAGAUUACACGGCAGCGAUGGCCAGUUUAGAGACCUGCUUGUCCGUCUUGACCAGAGCUCUCCCCUCAACCAAUCUGGACCUGGUCUUCUCUUUGUCCUGGAAUCUGAUUCGCUACGUCCUGCAUCGUCCAACACCGCUGGGCUGGCUGGUUCACCAGGUCGGGGGAAAGCACGAGGGGGAGGAGGCCAGGACCAGCGCGAGAGACGCAGCGCUGGUUUACCACCGGCUGAGUCAGCUGCAGCUCACAGGAAAGCUGCCUCAGCGUAGCAGCCUGUGGGCUUUGUCUCUGUCUCUGAGCGCCGUCAACCUCAGCGAGAGCGCCCAAGGCAAGAUGGCCCCUGCCCAGCUCACCCAGAUCUACGUCACUGCAGCAACAGCCCUGCGCACCAUCCUGGGCCACCACCUCUCCUUCCUACCUGGUUACCUGUUGAGCUGUGCCGAGAGCGUAGCCAACCAAUCAGAGACCAAGCCGAUCCCUGACUGCCUGCGCUGGCUCUUCACCCCGUUGGGCAGGCAGUUCUUCCUGAGCUGCGACUGGUCGGUGAAGUCCGAGAGCACAGACGGGGUGUACACGUCUCAGAGAGACCCAGCCGACCCCAUCGCCCAGCUGCACCGCUGUUUCUGCAGGAAGCUUCUGGAAAGAGCCGUUCACACCCUCAUCCAACCGCAGAGCGACUCCGAAGCAGGCAAACGCAAGAACGAGUCCGGAGAGUUUUCCAGCGCCUUGGAGUUCCUCCAGUUAUUGAACAGCUGCACAGAGGACUCUCCCUCGCCUCCUCCGCCCUUCUCGACUCCUCCCAAUCACACCACCGCUCCAGUUGGAGACCCGGUGAGUCGUUGGUGGGCUUUGGUCCUGAAGGCCGCCGUGCACUGGCUGCAGGGCGAUGACGUCCUGGUGAGGUCACUGUUGGCAGAAGCAGAGAGGAUGCCCAGGGCGCUCCACACUCUCGACCACCACCUGCCCAAGGCCGUGCUGCUGCUUUGCAAGGCCGUUCAGAUGAGUCUCUCCCCUCUGAAGGGAGAAGGCGCGAUAGCCUGCCUGUCCCACUGCGACAGAGCCAGCAGCUACCUGCGCUCCAGCGUGUCCGUGCCCCUCGCCCAGUCCGGAAACUGGCUGAACAAGGGGGUGGAGCUGCUCGUCUGUGACCUUCUGCUGACCCUGAGGACCAGCUUGUGGCAGCGGGGGAGCAGCAGUAACGGAGAACCCGGCCCAGCACCUGGAUCCCAGGUGGCUGGUUUCCAGAGGGACCUGAGCGCGCUGAGAAAACUCACACAGUGCUACAGACAGGCGCAGCACAAGGUGUUUCUUCAUGAGACCACAGUGAGGCUGAUGGCUGGAGCCAGUCCCACAAGGACUCACCAGCUGCUGGAGCACAACCUCCGACGCAGGACCCACAACGCCUACACAGCCGAUGGCGAGUGCGUCCUGGGUGAGAGGGAGAGAGCUCACGCCAUCCUGCUGGCCUGCCGCCACCUGCCCAUGCCUCUGCUAACCCCGCCCGGGCACCGUGCCCGCCUGCUGGCCGAGGCCAAGCGCACCCUGGAGCGCGUGGGAGACCGGCGGUCCCUGCAGGACUGUCAGCAGAUCCUGCUGCGCCUCAGCGGGGGCACGACCAUCGCUGCAUCCUGAGCGUGCACACACACACAGCCUCAGAACAAACACAGGUAGAUUAGGGCUCCUCACGGUUACAACGAAACAUGUAUCACACAUAGAAAUAUGUAAAGCCGGCUCCUCUUAAACACUGGAAUCUCACAUUUACUGCCACACGUCUCUCUACAUCUAACUCUCAGCCCUAUAUCUACGACGAAGGCUGCACCUUUGCUCCCUUUGAUGCUUUAGUUUCAUUGUUGCGGCACAAUCCUGCCACCUCCUGGACAUUAACGGUACCCUGCUGGCUUAACCGCCUCAUUUGAAACAAUGCUACACAACAACAACAACAACAACAACAAGGAGAAUCAGGUUUAAUAGGCCCCAAAGGGAAAAGGGACCAUUAUCUAAUAGCUGUUUUAAAUUAAUGCGAUGCAGCAGUGCACUGAUUAGCUGUAGGAUGCAGAGCUGUACAAUCAUUAAGUGCUACAAUAACGGUGUGACGUCUCGGUGAAGUCGCAAGCCUCAAUUAAGGGCUCAGGAGUGAGACGGGCCGCGGUCUGUGAAGCACGGCUGUGCUGUAGGAUGCAGACAGACCGACUCGCUUGCUUUCUAACCAUGCAGUGCUGAGUAGUGUCUCUUCUUAUCUACCUCAUACACUGAACAAUGCCAGCAUUGUACUGUGGAGCAAAACAGGACACUUAAAAAGCACCACGUCAGUGAUCCUGGAUUUGAAUAAAGUGACCGAGGCUUCGAUCCAGCAGGAGCGCGGCGUCAUUCCAACGAAAGCUUAACCGGGGCUGCUUUUUAUUUUUAGGAUGUGGCGCCGCAGUUUGACGGACAGCUACUGCUGACACACACACAAGAAACAGGGAGAUAUGAUUGGAUUUGUGCAACAGAGGGAAGCGAGUUUGAAAUCUCACACACACACACACACACUGAUUCAUAGACAUAUUACAUAUUAAAGUAAUUGUAUAUACGUUGUACAUAGGCAGAUAAACAGAAGUAGAUUAAACAAGUCCUCACCCAGCGCUUGAGAGGAGAGAUUCUGCUGUGUACAGCAGCUUUAAAGUCCGUGUAAAGUCAGAAUAAAUAUGUGCUCUGAGUUUGUCAGACCAAAGAAUAAAGUUUUAUUCACCACUUAAAUUUGAAAGAUUAAAAACGUUGACAAGUUUAUGGAAGUAGGUGUCAAAAUCGGCUCCAGGACAGGUCAAGCAGACGAGUUCAGACGUGACGUGACUGACUUUGAAACACUCUGAGCUGAGAUGAAUUCAUCUGUAUCUCUCCAGCUCAGGGUGACCUCAACGUGUCAUCGAGCCACCCACCCUUUAAGGACCGCCCACAAAAAUCCUGAGACUGAAAACCAACUAUUUUCCAACAUAUUUAAUGUAUUUACACGGACUUUAAAGAAAAGAUGUUGGGCGGUUUAUCAGUGAGGAAUCUCGGACGCGACGUCCGCCUGUGAUGUAAAGCUCUCAAGCAAAAUGGCCUUGAUGUUAUGUAAACAAAAGAUUUUAUUAUGUUCCAUGAUAUUUGGAAUGAUCUUUGUGGAAAUCUUUGUCCAGUUCGCUUUUUAUUUGUAAUUGCUGACUUCUUCAUGAUAGAGCACAUCUUGUCAUUCCUGUUUCUGUGCUCUGGAGAUCUUAUUUAAUGGUUAAUGGUAAUGUGAUGUUGAUAUAAAUGCUUUUUUUGGGGGGGGGCAGUUUUGCAGUUAUGUUGUUGUUAUUGUUUUAUAUCGAUUUAAAAAGCAGCCUAGGGUCAGGAACUGUCGGCGGGAGAAUCUCUUUAAUAGAUGAUGUGUAUUUUAUUGAGCCCGUAUUUAAACAAUUAGCCUGAUAUUUUAAAAAUCACGCUGUAAUUUCUCAGCUUUUUUUAAAAACAAACAAAACAAAAAAACAGCAAACACACACACACACGUAUGAUAAUGGAUAUUUCCAGAACUCUGUCUUCCAGGUCAACACGAAGAGUCCUGGAAAUAGAUGAUCCGUGCAAAGAAGAAAGCUCGUUAGAAUUAUGUUACAAGUGUUUUAUUGUCUUUCCCCUUGUUGUGUUUUAUUGUCUGAAUUUCUCUGUUGGUUUCGCUGUUUGUUUUUAUAAUAAAACAACACAUGACA
Messenger RNA from Larimichthys crocea (large yellow croaker), 5905 nucleotides. RefSeq names its product sterol regulatory element binding transcription factor 2 (gene srebf2). Gene Ontology annotation, molecular function: protein dimerization activity; DNA-binding transcription factor activity, RNA polymerase II-specific; RNA polymerase II cis-regulatory region sequence-specific DNA binding. Gene Ontology annotation, cellular component: nucleus. NCBI's taxonomy places the organism in Eukaryota, Metazoa, Chordata, Actinopteri, Sciaenidae. The transcript has 20 exons. The coding region runs from base 288 to 3833 and encodes 1181 amino acids. Gene Ontology annotation, biological process: positive regulation of cholesterol storage; positive regulation of transcription by RNA polymerase II. The record is from RefSeq and is a predicted model, not a curated record.